Molecule: messenger RNA, 2695 nt
Organism: Pan troglodytes (chimpanzee)
Lineage: Eukaryota; Metazoa; Chordata; Mammalia; Primates; Hominidae
Gene: MAGEB3
Product: MAGE family member B3
Exons: 5
Coding region: 632-1672 (346 amino acids)
Biological process (GO): negative regulation of transcription by RNA polymerase II
Cellular component (GO): nucleus
Source: RefSeq, a predicted model, not a curated record
AGGAUUUUGGAGGUUGGCGGACUUCGCUCAGUAGAGGUGUUACUCUGCUCCGCUUAGUAUCAAGGUGAGAACCCUGAAUAAGGACCUAGGGACCCCUGACUCCAGAACAGUGGGGUCCCAGCGUGUCACCCGCUGCUGUCAGCCCUUGGAGACCCCGAGCGGGGUGUGGCUGAGCCUCACUUCCGCUUUGAAAGUGAGGCUGUUGGCCUGACGGGUGCAAUAGCUUCAGUCAGGUUCGUGGCCUAGCGUCAAUCUUAGAACUGAUCCGGAGUAAAGGCAGGGCUGUGGCUCACACUUGUAAUCCCAACAUUUUGGGCGGACGAAGCCAGCCUCAUCGCUUAAGCACAGGAGUUCGCGGACUGGGAGGCAGGGCUCUGGCUCACGCUUGUAAUCCCAACAUUUUGGGAGGACGAAACCAGCCUCAUCGCUUAAGCACAGGAGUUCGCUGACUGGGAGGUGGAGGUUGUGGCAGGGCUCUGGCUCACGCUUGUAAUCCCAACAUUUUGGGAGGACGAAACCAGCCUCAUCGCUUAAGCACAGGAGUUCGCUGACUGGGAGGUGGAGGUUGUGGUGCCUGUAUCACCUGCCCUUCUGCUGACACUCCUGCCUGCUGUUCCUGACUACAGCCAUCAUGCCUCGGGGUCGGAAGAGUAAGCUCCAUGCACGUAAGAAACGCCAGCAGACCCGGGGUCAGACCCAGGAUCACCAGGGUGCUCAGAUCACUGCAACUAACAAGAAAAAAGUAUCCUUUUCAUCCCCUCUUAUUUUGGGGGCUACUAUCCAGAAAAAGUCUGCUGGUAGGUCACGUAGUGCUCUCAAGAAGCCUCAGAGAGCACUAUCCACCACUACAUCUGUAGCUGUUUCUUACAAAAAGUCAUACAAGGGAGCCAACAGCAAAAUUGAGAAAAAGCAAAGCUUCUCUCAGGGUCUAUCCUGCACUGUGCGGUCUCGCACAGACCCUCUAACCAUGAAGACAAAUAUGUUGGUGCAGUUCCUGAUGGAAAUGUACAAGAUGAAAAAGCCCAUUAUGAAAGCAGAUAUGCUAAAAAUUGUCCAAAAAAGCCAUAAGAAUCGCUUCCCUGAGAUCCUUAAAAAAGCUUCUUUCAACAUGGAGGUGGUAUUUGGUGUUGAUUUAAAGAAAGUUGAUUCUACCAAGGACUCCUAUGUCCUUGUCAGCAAAAUGGAUCUCCCCAACAAUGGGACAGUGACUCGUGGGAGGGGAUUUCCCAAGACAGGUCUCCUGCUGAAUCUCCUGGGCGUGAUCUUCAUGAAGGGCAACUGUGCCACUGAGGAGAAGAUCUGGGAAUUCCUGAAUAAGAUGAGAAUAUAUGAUGGGAAGAAACACUUCAUAUUUGGGGAGCCCAGAAAGCUCAUCACCCAAGAUUUGGUGAAGCUUAAAUACCUGGAGUACCGACAAGUGCCCAACAGUAAUCCUGCACGCUAUGAAUUCCUGUGGGGUCCAAGAGCCCAUGCUGAAACCAGCAAGAUGAAGGUCCUGGAGUUUUGGGCCAAGGUCAAUCAAACUGUCCCCAGUGCGUUCCAGUUCUGGUAUGAAGAGGCUUUGAGAGAUGAGGAAGAAAGAGUCCAAGCUGCAGCUAUGCUCAAUGAUGGCAGUAGUGCCAUGGGCAGAAAGUGUUCCAAGGCCAAGGCUAGCAGCUCUUCCCACGCCUAGUGAAGUUGAAGCAAAUUUUGCAUUUUAUGGUUAAAGAGGGCAGUCACUGUUCCAAGGAGUGAAGGACUGGGUGUUACUGGAGGGAACACACUGUAUAAUACCUUUUGUUUCUGUUCUAAAUGGAUAAUUUGAAGUUUUAUCUGUAUUUUGGGGCAUAUUUUUCAAAUGUUCCUUUUAUUUAACAUUGUAAUCUAAGUUUAGGAUUGAUAUUGGUCACAUUUGUUGUUUAAGAGUAAAAAUUUUGCUGUUUUGUAAAACAGAUUGAGAAAAAUUCGAUCUUAUUUAGUGAUCUGUUGCAAGAUAACUUGGAAUUAGAAUAAGCAUUUCCUUGAAAAUGUUAAAAAAAAAAGUCAGCAGUAAAAUGUAUGGCAUUAAGAAAUAGAGAAAGAGUGUAAGACGGUCAAUAUUUGGUUUCCUAAAUGCUUUUACUCUGUGUUUUAAGAAAAUGAAAGAUAAAUAACCAUAUAUGUCUGGCUUACUUAAGAAUGUAGAAUUAAAUCAUAAUAAAUUAGACCUCAUGCUGACACACUCAUUCUCCAAGUGUUAACUGAGCAUCUGCUCUUGGAAGGAUCCAUGCUAAUACUGGGAGGGCUAAGAAAAAGAAGACCUAGCAACUGACCUUAAAAUUAUAAGGUCGAGAAGCAGCUAUCAUCUAAGGAAAAUGGUGAUAUACACUCUAAGACCAAAAGGAUACAUGAUAAGAAGGGAGGGAGGUGGUUCCACAUGAGAACAGUCAAGUAUGAAUUAUCUAAUCAAGGCGGUGUUGGGCCUAAGGAAAGUGCAGGUCCCUCAAUGGGUGUUAAUCUAAGUGAGGCUCCAUGGUGGGCUGGAUGAGGCUGUGGGAAUGGCGAGCAGGGGCCAGACUCUUAGAAGUUGCCUCUCACGCAGUGGCGGGCGCCUGUAGUCCCAGCUACUCGGGAGGCUGAGGCAGGAGAAUGGCGUGAACCUGGGAGGCAGAGCUUGCAGUGAGCCGAGAUUGUGCCACUGCAGUCCGGCCUGGGCUAAAGAGCGGGACUCCGUCUC